Stereum hirsutum FP-91666 SS1 is the source of this 1671-nucleotide messenger RNA. RefSeq lists its product as uncharacterized. Bases 16 to 1620 code for a protein of 534 amino acids. The record is from RefSeq and is a predicted model, not a curated record. NCBI's taxonomy places the organism in Eukaryota, Fungi, Basidiomycota, Agaricomycetes, Russulales, Stereaceae. The transcript is spliced from 7 exons.
UGUGGCAAAGUAUAUAUGCAAAAUGAAACCGUCGUCCCUCCAGGCGGCAACUUCGCCACGCCAGCAUCCAGCUCUACCCCACUUCUCGCCCUGCGCUGUAAUCCUUCUCUGCGUCCAUACCUACCUGAAGACGCGAACUCUGCAUCGUUCGGUGGUGGUAUUCUUGUCGACGCCCUUGUUCGGUUCUCCGAGAUAGCUGGAGCAGUCCCAAUCUCGCUUCCUGAAAACGCGACAGAUACGAUGCUCAGCGUGACCGCGAGUAUCGAAGGCGUCGACGUCUCCUUCACACAGUCCACAGUUCCGCUGAACGGGACGGCUGAACUUUUCUUUGAUCUCUCUGUACUCACGCCUCAAACCGAACCUUUCAAUGUGACAUGCACCGCAACCGAUAGUACCAACACGACCUUCACGGCCACCACUCAGCUCUCGUUCCUGCCCGAUCCGCCGAGUGAUAUCGGAAGUGUGACGAAGAUGGACUUGAGGACGGGUGGGUUGUUGGCGAAGCCUCUGGGAGGAGAUGGCGAUUAUGCGGCGGUAUUUCCUGUGGGGUUUUAUGGAUCAUUUGAUGGGUACCUGGAUGCGAACAAGUCGGUCUUGGAGACAUUGAAGGCGCAAGGCUUCAACGUUCUUCACCCAGUCCCUUCGUUCGACAAUACGACCGCUUUGAACCAAAUGCUCGAUUGGAUGGAAGAACUGGAGAUGUACCUCAUCUAUGACAUGCGAGGCACUUACAUGAACCUCACAUCCGUAACCGCCCAAGUUGAAUCUCUCAAGUCUCGCGCGAAUCUUCUCCUCUACUACUCCGCCGAUGAGCCCGACGGCCCGUCCGACCCAACUAACGGCACCUCCAUCGCGCAGUCCCUUCUUACUUCUCUCGACCCGUAUCACCCCACGUCGCUCGUUCUCAACUGUUUCGACUACUUCUUCGAAGACUACGCAUCUGGUGGUGAUAUUAUCCUCCAGGAUGUGUACGAGAUCGGGAAUAAUGUGACAUUUAGUACGCAGUGGGGGACGGUCUGCACGGAUGAACAGGGCGAUUGUGGGUGUGAUGAUUGUAAGGGGGAGUUUGAGGAUAUUAGGACGAGGGUGGAAACGUUUAGGGAAAGGUUCGAGGUGUUAGGAUGGGAAAGGGAGAAAAGGAUGUGGACAGUCCCUCAGGGAUUCGGAAAUGACACAUACUGGAAGCGGUUCCCCACCGGAGCUGAAUGGCUUAUUGAGGCUAUUGUAGGCAUCAAUGCAGGCGCUCUUGGCGUGACAUCCUGGAUCGACCCUACACCCGCUGAUAUCAAGUCCGCCGCCUCAUCACUCGCACUCUCCGUACCCUCCCUCACGCCGUUCAUCCUUCCCAUCUUUCCAUCCACGUCCACAUUUAAACACGUCGUCACAGACGAUCGAAUCGACGUCGGUGUAUGGACGUUGGCUCCAAGCAAUCAGACGCUUCUGCUGGCUGCGAAUCUGAACUAUUUCAACGCGAGUAUCGGGUUGAACGAAGUUUUGGGGGAUGCGAGCUCGAGCGGAGUUGUGGCGCAGCAGGUCUUGGAUGGAGGUGCCACUCUGGAUGCGCAGGGUGGACAGAUUGUGUUUGGGAGUGUACAGAGUGGGGCUUGGAUCGUUGGAUGAGGGCGUUAGGGUGUUGUAUGGUUUGUAUACUUUGCAAAACAUUCAACUUUC